AUGAGAAGUGAAGAGCGGGGAGAGGCGCCGGUGCGGGACGAGGGCCUUCAUAUUUUCAUGGAUCCUUGGGGCUGCGAAAUCAAUAAAAUAGAAGUGACAUCAGAGUUUGAAGAUAACUUCAAGCCAGAGCAAGGGUUUGAAAAAUUAUCGGAUUCUGCCGACUACUUAGCUGUUCUCGAGAGAAAAUUAAAAGCACUGAAAAAGAAAAACAAGGUUGUUGAGAAUUUGUCAGCAUAUAGAGCUGACUGCAUAGAUCGUCUCCUUCGUGAGGGUUGUGAUCUUGAACCAGUCAUUGGAGAUACUGAAUCAGAGAAACUCAUCCAAGAAUAA
Messenger RNA from Leptosia nina, 330 nucleotides. The record is from the annotation of a GenBank genome assembly. NCBI's taxonomy places the organism in Eukaryota, Metazoa, Arthropoda, Insecta, Lepidoptera, Pieridae.